Molecule: messenger RNA, 3783 nt
Organism: Chiloscyllium plagiosum (whitespotted bambooshark)
Lineage: Eukaryota; Metazoa; Chordata; Chondrichthyes; Orectolobiformes; Hemiscylliidae
Gene: pskh1
Product: protein serine kinase H1
Biological process (GO): protein phosphorylation
Molecular function (GO): ATP binding; protein kinase activity
Source: RefSeq, a predicted model, not a curated record
GUGGGAUCACACUCUGGGGAAGGGUCCGCCCGGGCUACAGGAUUCAUCUUCCAAAGCGUUAGCUGUGGUUGUGGUGCGAAAGUUUGAUCAGUUUUUCAGGUCCACCGACUCUCCUGUCUUUUUUUGACUGCACAUCGAAAUGAUUCACCUUUUAAGCUUUCAAACACCGUAAUUCAUAAUUGCCAAUCUCUUCAUGAAAUGAAAGUCGAUUCUUGUUGCGAUCGCUUUGGAGGAUGUUCUUUCUGACUUGUCAGCAGCAAGUAUUGGAUUCUUCAUUGGGACUGGGACCAGCAGAAUAUUCCUAGCAGAAAUCAAGUGGCGAAAUACCAUGCAAAAGAAAGGGAAACUGUAUAAGUGGAUGAAAAGAAAGGGAACAAUGAACAGAGAAGAUGCCUUCCUGGCUCACUAACAACAAAACGUGAUGGGCUGUGGGACAAGCAAAGUGCUGCCUGAGCCCCCUAAAAACAUUCAUUUGGAUCUAGUUAAAACUGUGGAACCGUAUACUGGCCAACACCAUGAUAAGUACAAGCACUUUAUUAAAUAUGACGCCAUCAAGAGUGGAGGUAAGACAGGCCAGCCACCACCUCAUCAGACUAAUGUGUACCAGCAAACUGGACACUGGGACCAGCAGAAUGAUCCUAGAAGAAAUAAAGUGGCCAAAUAUCGUGCAAAGUUUGACCCCAGAGUGACUGCAAAAUAUGACAUCAAGGCACUGAUUGGUCGUGGGAGUUUUAGUAGAGUGGUCAGAGUGGAGCACAAGAGCACUAAACAACCUUAUGCAAUAAAACUGAUUGAGACAAAGUACAAGGAAGGCAGAGAAGUAUGUGAAUCUGAACUCAACGUCCUCAGGAGAGUGAGACAUGCCAAUGUUAUACAGCUCAUUGAAGUAUUUGAGACGCAAGAGAGAGUUUAUAUGGUGAUGGAAUUAGCAACUGGAGGUGAACUUUUUGACAGGAUCAUAGCCAAAGGCUCCUUUACUGAAAGAGAUGCUACUAGAGUGCUACAAAUGGUUCUUGAGGGAGUUAAAUAUUUGCAUAUCUUAGGCAUUACACAUAGAGAUCUGAAACCAGAAAAUUUGCUGUACUAUCACCCAGGUGCUGAUUCCAAAAUUAUGAUCACAGACUUUGGAUUAGCAAGCACUCGAAAGAAAGGUGAUGACUGUCUUAUGAAGACCACCUGUGGCACCCCAGAAUAUAUUGCUCCAGAAAUUCUUGUGAGGAAGCCUUACACAAAUUCUGUUGACAUGUGGGCAUUGGGUGUGGUGUCCUACAUUUUGUUAAGUGGAACUAUGCCCUUUGAAGAUGAUAAUCGUACCCGAUUAUAUAGACAGAUAUUGAAGGGUAAAUACAGUUACUCAGGGGAGCCAUGGCCCAGUGUAUCAAAUCUAGCCAAGGAUUUUAUAGACCGACUGCUUACUGUGGAUCCCAAUGAAAGACUAACAGUGGGCCAAGCCUUGAAGCAUCCUUGGAUCGUCAGCAUGGCAGCCUCCUCCUCCAUGAAGAACUUGCAUCGUUCUAUCUCUCAGAACCUUUUGAAGAGAGCUUCAUCUCGAUGCCAAAGUACCAAAUCGGCCCAGUCCACAAGAUCCAGUAGAUCAACAAAAUCUAACAAGUCACGGAGAGUACGAGAGCGAGAACUACGAGAGCUUAAUUUACGGUAUCAACAGCAGUACGAGGGUUGAAAAGAACUCAGCAUCUUAUACUAUGUUGCAUUCACUCUGCACUUUCAUAUUCAUGUAACUCUCAAUAACAGGUUGACCAUUGUGGAUUCAAGAGAGUUUACACAAACCACUUUCUGCCAAUUUAAAGCUCUGAAAAUUUAAAAUUAAUUUUCAAAUUUUACCACAAAUUUAUUUGCUACUCUCAGAAGAAAAUAUUGACCAACAUUCAAAAUUAGUGGAAAAUAUUGAGCCAGAGACUUUUUCUAAUUAGAUUUGCUAAAUAUGUAUGAUUUAAUGACUACUGUACAUAAAAGGAUCAUUUACAAGAGUAAAAACAGAUUGGCAUAUCUAAAAUUGGACUAAAAGGGCAUGAAAUGUUGAGUCUCAGUUGCUUGUUUUAUUUCACAAGUUCAAUGAACUGCAGUUUUAUAAGCUUGUGCUGAUAAUUGUGGUCUGUCUUGUCCAUACACAUUGUUUUCAAUACCUUAACUUGAUAAAGUUGGCUCCCAGUUUGCAAAAAAUAACUUUCCUGAUUUUCAUAAAUUCAAGGCCAUAAAUGAACAUUUCUGACUCAAUAAAUGUGCAUAAUAUAUACUUAAUCUCCCACUGAAAUGUCUUAAGUUUGAUAUAGGUGCAUCAGGAAUACAUACAAAAGCAACCUUUCUCAAACGUGUACGUUUUCUACUUUUUAACCGUUCUUACAUUUGCACAACUUCCAUUGUAACCCACACUGAAAAGGCCGAGUUUCCUUUCAAUUUCGAGCAAAGAUAAUUUGUGCAACAGAUCUAAAUUGUUUUAAUUAGCAUUAUAGCCUAAAAAUGAACAAAAUCAAAACUGCUACAGACCAUAGCUUUAUGUAUGCUUUCUCAAACUUUCUUUUGAUCCAUUCUAAUUCCUGACAUUACAAGGAAACAGUUCUGCACUGUCUGCCAGCACACAUGUGGUUUCUCCCACUGCUAAUGGCUGGUGACCGUACUAGUUUGCACUUGCAUUAUCAUGUCUGCUGUUAAGCAGAACCCUCAUCCCCUCACUCAUUGUCUCUUGUUUGCAUCCACCUCAAACCAUCACUCCAUUUCCUCUUGCUUGACCCUCAAUAAAGAAGAGUAAAUAGCACUGUUUGCAGUUACCAGAUAAUGGUGUAGUAUUUUUCAGCUGAGUUUGAUCUGUGCCAUCUUCUGCUAACAGCUGCCUGAAAUAACAGUUAUAGUAACAUCUUAGACAUUGUAAGCGUGCAGGCAGUGCUGCCUCUGCAGUGUAGAGUUACCAAAGGCAACCCUUUUGUUAACCCUUUUGAUAUGCAAGACCAAGUAAGUGCUUAGUUUGUGGUCGUAUCCUUAAUUUAGUGUGCCAAAAACUGCAGAGCUUGUGAUGAUUGCCCUGUUUAGUUAAUUAAGGCAUUCUAAUAAACAUUGUAAACAUUGUGGUAUGAUGCUGUUGUACCAAAUGCAUCUGAAUGAUAACCUCAAUAUUAACAAAGCUACCUGCAGAUCUCCAUGACUUCCAGGCUGGGUGGGUGGAUAAACAGGUGAGUGGUUGUCAGACUUCACUCUUUUAUAUGAAUGUAUGUGCGCAGCAUCAGCCAUGGGUGACUUGCUGUUCAGUCUGUCACUCUGUGACUAGGUUAGUCCUUGCCUUCCUAAGGGAAUUAGGGCCAACAUAUCGAAGGCUGGAACUGUUGGCGUGGACCUGUGUCUGUCCUGAAAACAUGGCUGUUUUGAAGAGAGGUCAUUUGUGUCUAAUUGUGUAUUAAUUUGCAUUGUGCUGUAGGUUGAUAAGGCACUUGUCUCUGACCAGUAAAAUAGCACUGUUAUGAAGAUUUAUGCUCAUUUUAGUAUCCCCAGACUGGAUCCUGUUCAUGUUUCACCAUAUCUCGGCUAAACCACAGUUUUCUAACAUCCCUUAUGUAAAAUUAUUCUUGAAUUUGUCCUCCUUGAUCUUGCUCUUCGCAACGAAUGUUUUCUCUUUUGUCCCUCUAAAUGUCCCUCACAGUCUCGCCCAAAAUCGAGAUUCCUCUAGCAGGCACUUAGUGCAUAAUGCUCCAUUAUAUAUUAGAUUCCCUAGAGUGUGGAAACAGGCCCUUCGGCCCAACCAGUCCACACCAACCCUCCGAAGAGUAACCCACC